GCUAUGUUAUGGAAACGUUGCUAUGGAAAGAAAAAGUCUUUUUUUAUCAUUUUGUUUCUAACCUAAAUGCUUUAGUACAUUUCUUUCACAUUAGUUGGAUGUGUGGCAAAUUUUAAGAGGAAAGUGUGUGUUGGAUGGGUGGCCACUUUUCAAGAGGGAAGCAGUAGGUAAAUGACAAUAACUUGUCCAUACCUCCAUCCACUUCGACAUAACCACUUGAUAGUUACUAUAUAGAGACAGAAGAGAAGGGAAAACAAAACCAGAAAAAACAAAAAAAAAAACAGAGGAGAAGAAAGAAAAGAUCAAUAGCGUGAAUAUGGAACAAGAGAAGAAGGGAAAGGUAUGUGUAACAGGAGGAAGUGGUUAUCUUGGUUCAUGGAUGAUUAUGAAACUCCUCCAACUUGGUUAUUCUGUUAACACCACUAUUAGGUCACAUCCAGACCUUAAAAGGGAUGUGAGCUACCUCACAAAUCUCCCUAAUGCUCCAGAAAGGUUGCAUAUCUUUAAUGCGGAUCUACACAAACCAGAGAGUUUCAAUAUAGCGAUUGAAGGCUGUAUUGGGGUAUUUCAUGUUGCACAUCCAAUUGAUUUUGAGGACAAGGAAACUGAAGAAACGAUAACGCAAAGAUCAAUUGAUGGGAUUAUAGGUAUUUUACAGGCAUGUCUCGAGUCACAGACAGUUAAACGUGUUGUGUACACUUCUAGUGCAGCUACGGUUUUGGGUGACAGUUCAAACAUAGUUGAUGAAAGCUCGUGGACAGAUGUAGAUCUUAUAAGAACCUUAAAGCCUUUUGCAAGUUCUUACACUAUCAGCAAGACAUUAACAGAGAAGGCAGCUCUAAAAUUUGCAGAAAAAAAUGGAAUUGAUCUUGUGACUGUAAUCCCAACUUGGAUAAAUGGUCCCUUUAUUACUCCUCAAAUUCCUGGCUCUGUUCGUUCAUCAUUGGAAAUGAUUCUUGGCCAUCAAAGUAAUAUCAUAAAAUAUCCUCCAAUUGUGCCUUUUGUACAUGUAGAUGAUGUGACAAAUGCCCACAUCUUCCUUCUUGAAAAUCCUAAUGCAAAAGGAAGGUAUAUUUGCUCAGCUGUUGAAAUAACACGGGAAAAGCUAGCUCAGUUUCUUUUAACUAGAUAUCCGGAAUUUCAAAAACAAAUUACUGAGUACACAUGGACGAGUAGAGAACUUAAACGGUCUAGCCUUUCAUCAAAAAAACUUUUGGAGACUGGAUUCAAGUACAAAUAUGGCCUUGAGGAAAUGUUCGAUGGAGCAAUUGAUUGUUGCAAACAAAGAGACAUGCUCUAAUCCAUUUAUAGCAUACACAACUUAGAAACUUCAUUACCUGUGAAGCUCUUCCCUUUUUAUCUUCAUCUCUUGUUUCAUUUCCAUAUACUCAUAAACCUGAAUAGCUGUAAAUGUACAUUUUAGUGGACAUUCAUUUAUCAUAGUUCAAAUGAAUAGUGAGAUAAGUCUUGCAAAUGCACUUGUGACUCCUCCAAAACUUGUACCAUGUUCUAAGGGUCUUUCAUGCGCUCUUAAGAAUCGAAAUGAAGUUGGUUAACCUUUUAAGUGGUUGAGAAUCAUUUGGAAUGUGUCUCGGUACUUAGAUGAGAGUAUUUGUAAGGAUUGGAUUUUUGUCAAUUAUUCAUUUUAUGUGAUUUGACCAUUUUAAUUA
This is a messenger RNA of Capsicum annuum, 1670 nucleotides long. Its product is annotated as vestitone reductase. The coding region runs from base 317 to 1300 and encodes 327 amino acids. The transcript is spliced from 4 exons. The record is from RefSeq and is a predicted model, not a curated record. Lineage: Eukaryota; Viridiplantae; Streptophyta; Magnoliopsida; Solanales; Solanaceae. Gene Ontology annotation, molecular function: oxidoreductase activity, acting on the CH-OH group of donors, NAD or NADP as acceptor.